AUGGGUCUUCAACAAGUGCAACACCAAAGUUCUCUGACGAUCCUCGACCGUCUCGCAACCCUACCGCUCGAACUCCAAAAGCACAUCCUCUACGACUACCUCACGGUAAGUAGCAGCCCCUGCAUCUUAUCCCUCUUCGUCCCCGACUGGUCCGUCUGCGCCCGCGCCUCGGAUCCCGUCAACGAGAUUUACGACCUCCAGCGGAUCGACGUCUACACCAAGGGCGCGAGCGUGUCCGGCGGCGGCAGCGUUCGAGGUAAGUACGAGUCCGGGGUGCGGCACGGGGAUGGCGACCACGCUUCCUUUCCGUUGAUGAGGCAGGUAGACGGUUCGCACGAGCAGCAGCACGGCGCACUGCUGCUGAAAAAGGAGCUGGGCAGGAGAUUCCCGGCCGCGAUGGACUGGGCUCUGCGCGACCUCGGGCGGAACGGGCUGAGAGUGUUUGAGCAGGUUUGGCCCAGGGGGCACGACGAUGGAGUAGCCAGGUGCAUGGCUUCCGGGGCGCUCGUCUUUCGUGAAGCUGGAUGCGGUCACGGACUGGAUUCCGAUCAUUCUCAUCCAGGAGGAGCAGCAACAUCAGACAUGUUGCUGUCGUUGCCUCGCCACCUAAUGUUCAAUAGCGUCCCCUCCGAUCCCUGGCUCCAGCUCCGGCUGCGCCGCAACGCCGUGACCGACUUCCGGUGCGAGAUGGCGUUCGUCGUCAAAGGGGGCUUGUUCGGCGAGGAGUUUGUUGCGGUGGACUGGGCUGCCAUGACGCAGCUCGAGACACUGUUUUUGGAUUUGCGGACGUAUGCGAGCGGUAGUGGUGGUGGGUUCCUCCAUGACGCGAUUCGGCGCGCCGCGGUGAAGAUGGGGUGUCUUCGGCUUCGAUGUCUUGCCAUCGCGGGGUUGAGGACCGGGGAGAGGUACGGUAGGUCGCGGGUUUGCGAGUGGGAGGCGAACGGGCAACAGGAGGAUCAGGUUGACGGGGAGGUGAACUGGGUCAAGGUCUUCGCGCCGGCGUUGGGGGAGGGCGGGAGGCUGGUGUUUAUUGAUCGGAGGGUUGUGGAUGUUGAUUGGGAUGCGUGGAGGAUUCGGGCUGAGGGGGAAGGGUUGUUGGCUUGUCAGAGGGAGUGGGAGGAAGGUGAAGAUGGGGGUUGUGGUACUGGGGCGUAUUUGAAGCAUUUGGACAGAGUGAUGGGUGACCGGUGA
Molecule: messenger RNA, 1191 nt
Organism: Colletotrichum scovillei
Lineage: Eukaryota; Fungi; Ascomycota; Sordariomycetes; Glomerellales; Glomerellaceae
Exons: 1
Coding region: 1-1191 (396 amino acids)
Source: RefSeq, a predicted model, not a curated record